Messenger RNA from Paramecium octaurelia, 841 nucleotides. The record is from the annotation of a GenBank genome assembly. NCBI's taxonomy places the organism in Eukaryota, Ciliophora, Oligohymenophorea, Peniculida, Parameciidae.
AAUCUUUCUACAAUGAGCACUAGCUAACAAGAGUUAUUUGAGUAUAUGAGUGAAACCUUAUAAACAUCCGAGAAGGGAUUGUUAGAGAUGUAGUAAUCAAAUCCUCAAAGUAAGUUAAGUUAUCUAAUGUUUUUUAAGAUUUCUAAAAGCUCGUUGAAAAGAUGAAGCGAACAAUGAGAAGGGAGAAGGCUAAAUAGAGAAAGAAUAAAGAAGAGCCAGAGAUUGUGUCAAGUAGUAAGAAAAUAAAAAGAAAGAAGGAAGAUGAUGACCCAUUGAGAGAUAAUGAUAAGAAAACUAUAUAGAUGAUAAGAAAUAGGAUAAGUGCUUAAAAUUCAAGGGACAGAAAAAAGCAAUAUUUGCAUCAAUUGGAAUCACAAGCACAGAAAGAAUUAGACUACAAUGCUGAAUUGAGAAAAUAACUUGAAGAACUUUAAGAAAAACAUCAAAAAUUGGCUAAUAAGAGUUCAAAAAUAAGAAAUCAACUAACAAUUCUGUAGCAAUUAGGUCGAGGAUCGAGACUUGGUAAAAUAAGUCUUGCUCUCUUGACCCUUGUGUCAGUGUUUUCUGUAAUCUCAUAAAAAGAACAACAACCUUAAACAAUAACAACUCCUCUCGUUAAACUUGAAGAGAUGUCAAGUGAAAGUGCAAUGAGACCAAUAAAUUAUGAGAAAUCAUACUCCAUUAUUGAUACUAACACUUUCUUCGAGGAAGAGAAAUUGGGAGUUGGAGUUUCGGAAGAAUCAGAGAAUUGUUACAAUUAAUUAUUGCCAAUCUCCCUCUAUCGGUUGAAUUCAUAGAUAGAAUACGAACUGGGGCAACAUAGCUGAAUAUUUGAUUGACU